AUGUUGGCUGGCCAGCUCCUUGUUGGAUGCUGCGAGAUUUACCUGGCAGACAAGGAAGACGGACGCCGGCCCGUCGAGGGAUGUCCGGCUUCAUCUACUGCAAUAUGGAACCCGGAGACUGCUAAUCCGCCGUCUAUCUCUCUGUCUAUCUCUGUCCAUCCUGUCUAUCCUGUCUAUCUAAUGGUUAUAUGUGCCUGUCAGCCAGCUCGUCUCUUCCCGGCCUGCGACUUUAAGAGAGCUUCUCAUUCUUCUUCUUCUUCAUUCUCGUUUCCGUCUUCUUCUUCUCCGUCUUCUUCUUCUUCCAGGCUGUGCGACUUUUGCGUCUUCUCGUCCUCGCUGCCCCUCUGCCCGCACGCCUCUAACUACAUCACCAACCAACUACUACACCAAACACCACAACUCCACCCAACAUCACCACAGACGGAGCUAGAAGAGAAAAGACUCAAGAGCAGAGAACAGAGAAAAAUGGCUCCUGGCAUCGACACCUCCCACCAACCUCGAGAGCGCCGGCCGUCCGUCGGGGCUCCGCAUUCAGACCUCCAGGGCCCCGUCGGACCAGGCUUCUCGCGUCCCAAGCACAAGCGGACCUUCACCGGCUUUGGGCCUAAGGACAUCAAGUCCGUCGAGGCCAGCAUCCCCGAGCCCCAGCGAGCUGCGUGA
Molecule: messenger RNA, 660 nt
Organism: Trichophyton verrucosum HKI 0517
Lineage: Eukaryota; Fungi; Ascomycota; Eurotiomycetes; Onygenales; Arthrodermataceae
Exons: 2
Coding region: 1-660 (219 amino acids)
Source: RefSeq, a predicted model, not a curated record